AUGACACUCGAAGAAGAGCUCUCCAAGCUGGCUGCCGAUGUAGCGGCCAUCUUGCCGGCACCGGUGAGGAAGGCCGUGGAUGCACUGGCGCGCAGCAGCCCCGCCCGGGCCGCCGCAGAUGCCCUAGUCUACCUCUCCGUGGGCACGACCUGCACGAUGUUCGCCGCCGCCUUCCUCACCGCCUUCGCGGGCCUGGCCUGCGCCCGCGGCUGGGGCUGCACUCCGGCCUAUGUCCUGUCCGAGAUAGUGGACUAUCUAUCCACACCUGUCCUGCUUCUCCUGCCGCCGGCGCUCGUGCUCUUCUUCCUCCGCGCCGCCGGCUGCAGGACCAAGGCGGCGGCGGAUGCGGAGAGCCUCAUCGUGAAGAAUGACGAGGAGCUAACCCUUCUGUCGCCGUCGCUGCUGGCCUUGGCAAUUCUUUGGCUUUUCAUUGGGUCGGCGUCCAUGGGAACCAUCUCUUUCAUUCUUUUCAAGUGUGGAUCUACAGAGAUCUCCGACCUUCUCGGCUACGCAGCUCUCUUGUGCACGUUCAUGUGGGAAACCCUCGUCUAUGUCCGCGCUGCAGUGGCGCUGUGGAGGAUGAAUCCCGGGCCAAGCAACAUGGUGGCUGCAGAGUAGCCCUUGCGCGGGAUCAUCGACUUACUAAGGUGCGCAGGAUUUCAAGCCGGAAGCAGCAGCAAGGUGAUGGGCUACGUAGUGCAGGAGCGCUGCUAUUUCCUACUUCCUUUGAUGCUUUUCUGAAUAGAGAGAUGGACAUGCAUGCCGUGUGAUGUUGUGUAGUAAUCUACUACGUAGUACAGUACUCCCUCCGUUCCGAUUUACUCGUCGUGGUUUUAGUUCAAAUUUGAACUAAAACCACCAAAAGUAAAUCGGAACGGAGGGAGUACUAGCUAGUAGUAUGAAGCUUGCUUCAGUUGAUGCUAGUUCAGCGCUGCGCUGAUGCAGUGACUGCAGCGCUAUGGUAGCUUUGGUUGGUAGUUACUCUGAACCGGACCUCUAUCUAACAUAACGAUUUGUGCCGCUUCUAUUUACCAGUACGUGCCCAUACAUAUGACUGUACGCACG
This is a messenger RNA of Triticum dicoccoides, 1065 nucleotides long. RefSeq lists its product as uncharacterized. The transcript is spliced from 3 exons. The record is from RefSeq and is a predicted model, not a curated record. The coding region runs from base 1 to 618 and encodes 205 amino acids. NCBI's taxonomy places the organism in Eukaryota, Viridiplantae, Streptophyta, Magnoliopsida, Poales, Poaceae.